AUUACGUUUUGCAUAGAAGACAAACAAAAGUCAAUAUGACACUAUUCAAAACAAAAGGAACAUAUAAUGAAUAUCAAAACUUAUUAGAAAGGUGUAACGCACAACGUCUUGAAAGAGUUAAUCAUAACGAGAAAGGUUCUACUAUGAUCAGGAAUGAACAAAUGUCGUCAGUAAAGCAUAAGAAUACCCUACAUUCAACCUCUAGGAAAGCACCUGUUCACCUGUUCAAUAUUGAAGAUAUUCCAUGCGAUUAUACGGUAGACUCCUAUGCUUGGGACAAUGAGCAAUCAGAAGAUAUUUCCAACCCUCCAAAGCACACGCUCCAAAGUGCUAGUGAUAACAAUAUCCAAAGUCAGACAAAUGCGAUAUAUGAAAAUAUAAUCGAGUCAGAAAGUCAACCAGAUCAAAACUCUACAGAACUUGAAGAAUACAAGGUUAAACUCGUGAAGCCUGAACGCUUUGAAGACUUAAGAUCGGAAGCUAUGCAAUUAUGGACAAGUGGGAUAGAUCUUAGUUUGGAGAACAGUCCGAAACGAAGGAAAAACAAAAAGGCUUCUUGGUUAACAAUGGAAGAAUUCGCGUCUCUCGGUAGUGCAACACAGGAAGAAACCACUUCACCAGCUUUUUCCCCUAAAUUGGCAAAAGCAGAGACUCCCUCCUCUUUCUCUUGGCUUCCUUCAGGUCUAGAUCAAGGAAAAAUUAACGACAAUUCUUGUCAAGUUUCAUCAGGUGGCGAGAUCAUUUCUGAAUUACCACCACUUCAUUCUUCUAGUUUCACUCCUCACUCAAGCAACCAUUCGACUGGUAGUGUUGACGAAGAAUUUUGCGUAAAGAAGGUGCAAGCGGAGUUGAUUGGCAAUAUCUCAAAAGGGGAUCUACAUCUUUAUCAAUAUCUCGAUGCAUUAGAAAACAACGUCUUUGGAGAAAAUACUCGACAGUCACUGAAACAAACUUUACCUGUCAUAUUGAAAGAAAUUCACCAGAAAAGUCAUAGAACAUUUGUCAAGUUCAUUGCUAUCUUGUUAUUGAGUUUUCAUUCUGGAAUGACAGAGAAUGUAUUCUCUCCUAAGCGUACUUUCUCUCAAGGUCAAGGUCCACACAAUAUUUGGGUCGAAUCGAUUAUGAAUAUUCUUAUUAGAUUUACUUCAAAUCUUAUGACAGCUUCACGAAAUUAUAUUCAAGAAUAUGCAGUCACUCCAUAUGAUAUGAAGUUGAUAUUGGUGUUUCUCGUUCGUUUCAUUCAGGCGUAUCCUAAUGCUGCUUCAACAGUUCCCUUGGAAACCCUUGUUCAUAGAUUUCAGUAUCUUCAGCCAACGUUUCUUCCAAGGAUUUGCAAAGAUAUACAACAACAUAUGGAUAGUUUGGCGAGGUACGUCAAUAAUGAAAAAAUGAUCAGCCCUUCCCCAUCGAAUGUCAAUACCUGGACGAAUUCAAAGCAUAAAUCGACUAUCCAACGUUAUAGCUCACUAUCUUCAGAAUCAUCUGACAAUACUUCAAAACAGAUCCGUAUGGAGGGUAGUUGGUCACAUUUGGAUUUAGAACAAGUCAGACCAUUCCUGAAGAAGCAAUUAUCUUCCCAUCAAGAUCAUUUGUUAUUUGUAGUAGAACGUGCUAUCGGAUGUGUUCCAACAAAAGAGUGCUUGACGGGCAACAUUAAAGAUUGGAUUGUACUUCGAAAGGUGCGACGUUAUCCUACUGCUGUUUUAUCACCUGUGACACCAGAUAUUGUAUUUGUUUACGAAUGUGAUGAUCAAGAGACACAUAUCAUGAGAGAUGGCUUGAUUGGAUGUGUGGCUAUCGUUAUUCCUGACGUUGAUCAUGAAGUAUCACCAUCUCCACUAGUUGGUACAACAAUUCAAUAUGCUAGCAAGUCGGAUCGCAAUGCAAGUCAACAUUUGAUUGCAAUCAAACAUGAAGAUUACACAUGCUAUGGCCAUUUCACGCUCAUUCUAACGUCAAUCAAUGCAUCUCCUCUACUUCCUCUUAUUGAUUGGUUGAAGUAUGCCCAGGUCCAUCUAGAAUUCAAUCACUUUUCCUAUCAACUUGUUUCAUAUAUCCUACCACCAGAUAGUAAAGGGCAAAGAGCGAAAAAGGUAGAAGAUGAAUCUACUUUGGAUGUACCUGAUUAUUUUGGGAAUCUUAGUUUGGAUGUAUCAACUAUUAUGUUACCUGCCUACAGUGAUUGUAAAGCAAAUAUUUCACAGAAUAGCUGGCCUCAAUUACAAUCGAAACAUUUGAAGUUACCAGUGGAUCAACGACCCCCUUUGUAUUCUCUAUCCAAUAGCCAAGUAUCUGCUAUUCAGUAUGCUCUUUCUCAUCGACUAGCUCUGAUUUCUGGUGGACCUGGUACUGGCAAGACUUACUUGGCAGGGAAGUUACUCGGACUUGUGUACCAAGCGAUAAAACGGGGACACAUUGGUCGGCCAAUACUUGUGAUGACAUCUUCGGAAUCUACGCUAGAUACUAUAUUAUCCAUGGUACAAUCUCAUGUACAAGAUAUUAUUCGAUUUGGAAAAGAGUCAAACAAAGGUUUUCUAGCUGAAAGAGAUGGAUUGAAACAAGUAUUACGUCGGAAGGGUGAGAGCUCUUGGAAACAGUAUCGACAACUAUUACGCGAACUAGGAAAUUGUCAAGGUAAAAUUAAAGCACUGGAAAAUCAUAGACAAUUGGCAGUGAUGGAGAAAUGUCCAACGUAUGUUCUGGAUCUUAUGCCACCAACAUAUCGAGAAGCUUUUAUUACUCAAUACCACUCGAAAAGCAAGAACACCUCAUGGAAUGAUAUUUGUACAAACUGGUUACUGGAUACUGGUGAUGAAGGCUGCUCUCUCGAUACACAAGACGUUCAACCAUUACCACCAUCACAACAACAAAGUGAAAAUGAGAACCAGAAUCCUAUUGAUACAGCAUCAAACGAUAUCCUUGCACAAUUGUAUUUUGCGUUAUUGGACCGUAUUGCUCUUCAAUCUUCACAAAUGCAACGAAACGAGGAUUGCGACAUAUUCUUUCAGCAACAACAAUGGAUUGAUCGUCAUCCUUUCAAAAUUAUUCCGUUAUCUGAAGGACAACAAUGGCCAUUUUCCUCUGAUAGUAUAGAGACAGGAGAUCAAGCUAGGAGGUCUUUAAUGGAUAUUUGGUCUCGGGUCAACAAAUCCGACUUGUGGCAACUUACGCUUACUGAACGUAAGAGGAUUUAUGAUAAGAUAUUGGAGGAAUACGUGAAACAUCUGGACAAAGCCAUUAGUGAUAUUCUUCAAACACAAAAUGAAAUACUGGCCGCAUUGAACGAUAUCCGUAUAGAGCAAUGGCAAUCGACAUGUCAAUUCAAUCGUAUCAUUGGUAUGACCACUAGUUUCGCUAUGUCCAAUCCAGUAUUUGUUAAUAAAUUAUCACCACAUGUUGUCAUCGUUGAUGAGGCAAAUGGAAUAUCUGGCGCUUUUUUGGCUGCAGUAGGUUUAUCGACAUCUACGGAACAUGUUAUAUUAUUUGGAGAUGUGACUAGUCAUACUCAAGAUAUUCCAUCGCCAUCGUUCUUUGAUGAAUGGAAACAAGCUGAUCGUCCCAUCUGUGAACUUCAUGAACAAUGGCGUAUGCAAGAAGAAAUUUUACAAGUUUGGCAAGCAGCAAGCAACAACUCUGACAAUACCUAUCAUCUCGUCAAGACGAAAGAUGUUCCUGAACGCGUGCGUGGAAUGAAGUACAACACAUAUCUUAUAGAAUACAAAACAGAUACCAAAGUUGAUAACACAUUGGAUCAAGAGCGUUUCGUGACGAAUUUGGCUCUUUACAUAUAUCAACAAAAUUACCUUUCUACUGAUAUUAUGAUUCUGGUGACAAACUCUUUUGAUUUAUCUCGUAUUCGAAGCUUGGUGUCCAAUUUAUCCAAAAGUACAUCGUUUGCUACAGGAUUUGAAAAUAUCCAAGUGGAAGAUAUGUCCACAUUAAAAGGAAAAGAAGCUGCUAUUGUUUUACUUCUUAUCGAUUCACCAACAACUGAUUGUAUUUCUACAGUAUUAUCUCGAGCAAAAAUAGGAUUGUACAUAGUCAGCAAUAAUCAGUGUCUUCACUCUGAUACAUCUUGGCAGCUGUUGGCAAAUUAUAUGAAUCAAAAAGAUCUGCGCUCUAGUAAAAUACCAGUAAUAUGUGAAAAUCAUCCACAAACUCAAAAUUCAAUUGGCCACUGGAAUGAGUUUACAGAAAUUCGUAAUGGUGGUUGUUCGUUACCCUGCACUACUCUUUUGGAUUGUGGUCAUAUUUGUCAGGAGAGCUGUCAUUAUAAAUCACACUCAAUUUUAAAAUGUAACCUGCCAUGUGAACGCCCACGCGCCAAUAACUGUCAACAUCCAUGUACCAAUCCAUGUCACGUCUGUCAAAAGUUGAAUUCUUGCCCGCCAUGUGAACAACCAUUGCAACUUCGCUUACCUUGCGAUCAUCAAGUUGAAAUCCAAUGUCACGAAAAAGCUGAUUAUGAAAAGUCUGGUUGCCAAGAAAUGGUGAUGACUGAAUUAGCUUGUGGUCAUUAUGUUCCUAUUGUUUGCAACAAAAAAUUAAUUGGUGAUUACUACAAUGUAGAAUGCAAUGAAACGGUCGAACAAGUUUUGGAAUGUGGUCACACAGUCAAAGGUCAAUGUAGUACUCAAUUAAGCUGCACAGCAACAUGUAGUAAAGUCUUAGAGUGUGGUCAUCCUUGUAUACGAAUGUGUUCUGAGGAGCAUGAUCAUGAACGAAAAUCAUGUACAUUCAGCUGUCCAAAACGAUUAAUAUGUGGCCAUCCUUGUACUAGAGGCUGUGCAAACCCAGAUUAUCACACCAUUCGAUGUUUGGAAAACUGCGAACGACUUUGCUCUCAUGGAUAUAAGUGUGGUCGAAAAUGUUGGGAAACCUGUCCAGGUUGUCUUGGCGCUUGCCCCAAUAAGUGUCCCCAUAGUCAAUGUACCAAAAAAUGCUUCGAACUUUGUGACAGAUCUCCAUGUGAUGAACCUUGUCCCAAAAUCCUGGCCUGCAAACAUCCAUGUCGUGGUAUAUGUGGCGAGCCAUGUACCAUUUGUCCAGUAUGCUUUCCUGAUAUAGAAUGCCAUAUCACACUUAGAAAAUUAUCUGAGUUUGAUGAUGAUGAAAAAAUUUAUACCUUACCUGAUUGUGGUUGUUCUUUUGCUGCCAGUGGUUUGGAUCAAUAUUUCAAAAGUAGAACAGAAUCUAGUGAAGACAUAGCAAUCAAACUAUGGACAUGUCCUACGUGUCAGAUACCCAUCAAUAUUGCACCUCGUUAUAGCAAUAUUAUCAAAGCAGAAGUCAAUCUUGUUAACGAUAUCAAAGAACAACAAGAAAAGAUUCGACAACAACUAACAUUGGAAGAAAAAUUAAGUAUCAUUAAUGCCAUGAAUGAAGAAACAGGUUAUCAUGGUAUUCUUGGAGGGAGAUGGUUUGUAUGCAAAUAUCGUCAUCCUUACUAUAUUGGUGAUUGUGGCGGUGCAACUGAAAUUUCAAAAUGUCCACAAUGUAAUGAAGAGAUAGGAGGUUUGCAACAUCAAGUCGUUGAAACAAAUCGAUUUUAUGGAGAAUUUGAUGGAUCACUAAAACCGGCAUGGCCUGGUCAGCCUCUACAGGAACAAGAGAACGAUUAGUUACUUGAUAGUAUUUCAUUUCUCUGAAAACGUUUUUACCAAUAAAAAAAAUCUAAAUUUUCAAAUGUCUAAUCACGUAAAUAC
Halteromyces radiatus is the source of this 5705-nucleotide messenger RNA. RefSeq lists its product as uncharacterized. The record is from RefSeq and is a predicted model, not a curated record. The transcript has 12 exons. Gene Ontology annotation, molecular function: zinc ion binding; 5'-3' DNA helicase activity. The coding region runs from base 36 to 5621 and encodes 1861 amino acids. Gene Ontology annotation, cellular component: nucleus. Lineage: Eukaryota; Fungi; Mucoromycota; Mucoromycetes; Mucorales; Cunninghamellaceae.